AUGCUCGAGCUAAAGGCGAAAUGCGACGCCAAAAAGGCAGCACAGGCAGCCUUGAUCCCCAACGAAUGGCGUAUCAAGGUACCCAAGUCACUCAAGAACGUCCUCGACAUCCCGAGAAGGGCAGGCAUCCUAUCGAAGAAAGAGUUGCUUAUCACAGAGCUUGACGACGUCGACAUCGCCCUUGCAAAGCUCGCAACCGGCGAAUGGUCGAGCUACGAAGUCACACUGGCCUACUGUAAACGAGCAGCUAUUGCCCAUCAGCUCACAAACUGCCUGACUGAGAUCCUCUUUGACGAUGCUCUGGCUCAAGCUAGAGAACUCGAUGAGUACUUGGCCCUUCACGGCAGACCAAAGGGACCUUUACACGGCAUACCGAUCUCCCUCAAGGAUCAGUUUCCUAUCGACGGCGUCGAGAUCACCAUGGGUUACGCUUGCUGGCUCGGCAGAAUCUCAGACAGCAACGCCGUCCUGGUCGACGUGCUCAGAGAAGCAGGCGCCGUCUUUCACUGUCGUACAAACGUACCUCAGACACUUAUGUGGGCAGAGACGUACAACCACGUCUUUGGCCUGACGGUCAACCCCUACAAUCGUGCUCUCACUUCUGGCGGCUCGUCCGGAGGCGAAGGUGCCCUCAUCGCCCUGCGCGGCUCGAUACUCGGCGUCGGUACAGACAUCGGGGGCAGCGUUCGUAUACCCGCAGCCUGCAAUGGCCUCUACGGCUUCAGACCCUCAACGGGCAGGAUACCCUACCAGGGUGCGAUGAAUAGCAUGGUCGGACAAGAGACCGUCGAAAGCGUCAUCGGACCGCUGGCUCGUAGUCUAUCGACCAUCAAGAAGUUCUACCAAGUCGUGCUCAAUGCCGAAUGCUGGCGACGCGAUCCCAAGAUACUCGACCUACCGUUUCGUCAGGAUCACUACGAGCUCACAGCCAAUGGCGGUCACGAUGCAAAGUACUCUUUUGCGAUCAUCAAGACCGAAGGCUACGUGCUGCCAGAUCCACCGAUCUUACGCGCUCUCUCGAUCGUGGCGGACGCACUGCGCGAACAAGGACACGAGAUACUCGACUGGGACGCAUCGGAUCACCGCGAAGGUGUAGAGCUCAUCAAUGAAAUCUUCCAAGCCGAUGGCGGUGCAGAUUUCAUCGAGCAAGUGGGCGUAUCGGGCGAAACUCACAUCCUCAGCGAACGAUCUGGCGCUGCUCUCUCAACGCUCGAGGUCUGGAAGCUCAACCAUCGAAAGGAGACAUAUAGAAAGCAGUACCUAGACAAGUGGGAAAAGGCAAUCAGUCCGAUGACGGGCCGAGUCGUCGAUGCCAUCAUCUCGCCCGUAGCCCCCCAUACUGCGCCAAAGCACGGCCAAUACAUCUACUGCGGUCACACAUCCAUCUGGAAUCUGCUCGAUUAUCCGUCUUGCGCUUUCCCGGUCACAAAGGUGCAAGCAUCACUGGACGCGCCCGAUCCUGCUUUCAAGCCCCUCAGCGGUCUCGACGCUCAGUGUAAUGCACAGUAUGAUGUUCGCGAGACAGCUGGCUCUCCUGUUGCGCUACAGCUCACAGGCAGACGCCACAAGGACGAACACUUGUUGGGAAUGAUGCAGGUCUUGCUUGACAGCCUUGCUCAUUCGGAUCAGUACGACCCACAAACACUCUAG
Molecule: messenger RNA, 1650 nt
Organism: Mixia osmundae IAM 14324
Lineage: Eukaryota; Fungi; Basidiomycota; Mixiomycetes; Mixiales; Mixiaceae
Exons: 4
Coding region: 1-1650 (549 amino acids)
Source: RefSeq, a predicted model, not a curated record